AUGUCGCAUUCUGGAUCCAAGCUCGAAGUUGAAGACGAGGAGAACAGGCAGCAGAGGAUAGGUAACCUCCUCGAGCAAUUGAACAGCUCUUCACCAUCUAGGAAUACAUCCGAUGGUGCUCCACCAACUUUCGACUUUGGUGAGCGAAAAACAUACGCAGUAGACCCUCCAAGCGAACUGCUCGCACGCAUCCAAGACUUCCUCCCCCGCCUCAAGGAAGAGAACGACUCGCUUGCCCAGCGUAUCCGGGACAACCCAUCGAGCGUAGAUAUCGAAAAUAUCGAAGAGGACGCAGAGCAGUACAUCGAAAUGGCACGUCCUAAUCCCAACCAUUCCAAAACACAAAAAACUCAUGAUCUUUUUCAUAGAAUCUCGGAUUGGGUGUGUUGGAGACGCGGCCCAAGGAUUCAGACUCUUAUUCAGACGAUGAAGAUUCCGAAAGCGAAGAUUCGUCAUCGUCAUCGUCAUCGUUCUCGUCUUCUCCCUCACCCGACUCAUCCUCCUCAGCAUCAGACUCAGAAUCAGACGGGUCAGACUCAGACAGCAUUCCAGACUCAGACUCUUCAUCGAUUGGCAUAA
Molecule: messenger RNA, 579 nt
Organism: Suillus subalutaceus
Lineage: Eukaryota; Fungi; Basidiomycota; Agaricomycetes; Boletales; Suillaceae
Exons: 3
Coding region: 1-579 (192 amino acids)
Biological process (GO): box C/D snoRNP assembly
Molecular function (GO): box C/D methylation guide snoRNP complex binding
Source: RefSeq, a predicted model, not a curated record